AUGUCUGUAUGUUUGUGCAGCUUCCGGGCAUUGACGCGCUCCCGUACACCCUCCAAGUCGCUCGCGCCCUUCCUGUACCAGACAGCAACCAUCCAGCAACGCAAUCCCAUCUCGCGCCGCAACGCUUCCGAUUCAUCGCGUCGGAGCCGAUCCGAGCAUGAUGUACCCUUCGAAGGCGAGGAGCUUCCGCCUGUCAUUAACGAUGCCAAGGUGAACCGCAAGACAACGAUCACAGGCUCGGAGCGUGCCGCGUUCGAGAAGCUUUAUAAGAAGUUCAACAAUGCUGAACAGAAAGAAUUUGACGAACACGAAUUGGACCAGAUCGCCGACGAGUACUACGAGGAUGACGACGACAAUAGCAAAGACAGGUCUCCAGAGUCGAUAGACUCCAUCUUCGAUGCCGUGCUGUCGGGCAAGACUCCUAGGACGGAUACACAAUUUUCACCGGUUCGAGCACGUAGCAAGAAGUCGCGCACCGAUAUGGAGACCCUUGCCAGGGAAAUCCUUGCGCCUGAAGAAGAACACGAAAAGAGGAAAAAGAAGGAGGCGGCCGCACAGAAGCAAGUGCGCAUAAGGGAUCUACGCAACUCGGAGAAGGAUAGGGUGAAGGCAUUGCUCGAGGCCGCGCCGACCGACCAAGCGCUCUGGGCUGUCUUGGAGAAGGAGGUUUUCUCCGUGAUCCGGGGCAUGGACCUGGAGAACGGCUUCCUCGCUCGCAUUAACCCAAAGAGUCUCAAGUCCAACGUCCAGCGGGCGGCCGCUGGCCUCAAAUCCAGCGAGAUCUCCGCCUCAGACCCGACAAUCGUCUACCCAAACUACGGCUACCACCUCCUCACUGCGGCCCACACCUUGCGCUCCAAUUUUCCAGCGUCCCCCCUCAUGUUCAAUAUCCUACCCACCAUCAAGAGCCUAGGCCGCUCUUCCUACGCCCUUGGCGCUAACACUGCCCUAUACAAGGUCCUCAUUCGCACUGCCUUCCGCCAAAACCAUUCUUACGCCCAGGUCUGCUCGCUUCUGCAAGACAUGGACAACGGUGGCAUCGAGUACGACUACGGGGUGGCGAACCUCGUGGAUGAGAUGCUCGAUACGCAUCAUGCUGCGGAUAAGGGUCACUACGGGCGAGGCAUGCAGGCCAUGAUGCGGUUAGAGUUCUACGGGGAAGGAGCGGACAAACUGCGUGCAUGGCGGUCUGCUAUCAGGAGGCGUCUGGGCGACUUUGCCGAGGAGAAAAAGGAGAGGGGACAUUUGAUUAGGAAGACGGGAAGGAAGGACUUUUCGGCGCUGGGGCCGAGGGAUGAUGUCUUGAUUAAGACGGAGAAGGUUAGAGUGGGUGGGAAGAGGUUUGGAGCCGGUGUGCAUGACGACAUCCCGCUUGUGGACGGGGAAGUUCCUUUCGUGGAGGAGCGCUCGCGGCCUGAGGCUAUGGAGGAGAUGAGUCCGGAUGUGGAAAGCUUCCUGCGAGACACGGUCGAUGCGCCUGUCGAUGCGCCUGUCGAAGCACCCGUCGAAGCUACCGUGCCGUCCGUGGAAGAACAAAGCUCUGCCGAUGAGAAAGAAGCGCAGAAGCAGCGUAUGAAUGACACUGUAUAG
This is a messenger RNA of Didymosphaeria variabile, 1590 nucleotides long. RefSeq lists its product as uncharacterized. The coding region runs from base 1 to 1590 and encodes 529 amino acids. The record is from RefSeq and is a predicted model, not a curated record. Gene Ontology annotation, cellular component: mitochondrion. Gene Ontology annotation, molecular function: peptidyl-prolyl cis-trans isomerase activity. NCBI's taxonomy places the organism in Eukaryota, Fungi, Ascomycota, Dothideomycetes, Pleosporales, Didymosphaeriaceae. The transcript has a single exon.